CGACUGGCUCCCGGGUCUGAGGGGCUCCUGCUUGUCAGGUUCUAGCCCAGUUCUUUUGGCUAGACCUAUGGUCACUCCCGUGAGACUUCACUGCACACUUUCUCAAGUGUCUUCUUCAUCCUUAAUGUGUAAUUCCUCACCAUGGACCUGCUCCUUUAGCUAAGACAUGGCCAUCAAUGGUAGUAGUAAGAUAUGUGCUGACUAGCAGGCCCACUUGUGCGGUAUAGAGGACAAGUAGUACCUUACAAAAUGGGAUUUGGGAGUGACCUGAGGAACUCACAGGAAGCUGUGUUAAAGUUGCAAGACUGGGAAUUACGGUUGCUGGAAACAGUGAAGAAAUUUAUGGCUCUGAGAAUAAAAAGCGAUAAGGAAUAUGCGUAUACUUUACAGAAUCUUUGUAAUCAAGUUGAUAAAGAAAGUACCGUGCAGGUGAAUUAUGUCAGUAAUGUGUCCAAGUCUUGGCUACUGAUGAUUCAGCAGACGGAGCAGCUAAGUAGGAUAAUGAAGACCCAUGCUGAGGACCUGAACUCUGGGCCCUUGCACCGGCUCACCAUGAUGAUCAAGGACAAGCAGCAGGUGAAGAAGAGCUACGUAGGCAUUCACCAGCAGAUAGAGGCGGAGAUGAUCAAGGUCACAAAGACAGAAUUGGAGAAAUUAAAAUCCAGCUAUCGACAGUUAAUAAAAGAAAUGAAUUCUGCCAAAGAGAAAUAUAAAGAAGCCUUAGCCAAAGGGAAGGAGACAGAAAAGGCCAAGGAGCGCUAUGACAAAGCCACGAUGAAGCUCCACAUGCUGCACAAUCAGUAUGUGCUGGCCCUGAAGGGUGCCCAGCUCCAUCAGAGUCAGUACUAUGACACCACACUUCCUCUGCUGCUGGACUCUGUGCAGAAGAUGCAAGAAGAAAUGAUAAAGGCACUAAAAGGUAUAUUUGAUGAAUAUAGCCAGAUAACCAGUCUUGUUACAGAGGAAAUAGUGAAUGUUCAUAAAGAGAUUCAGAUGUCCGUCGAACAGAUAGACCCUAGCACAGAAUAUAAUAAUUUUAUAGAUGUUCACAGAACAACAGCUGCUAAAGAACAAGAAAUCGAAUUUGAUACUUCCUUAUUAGAAGAAAAUGAAAACCUCCAGGCAAAUGAGAUCAUGUGGAAUAAUUUAACUGCAGACAGUUUGCAAGUGAUGUUGAAGACUUUAGCAGAAGAGCUCACGCAGACACAGCAGAUGCUUUUACACAAGGAGGAGGCUGUCCUGGAGCUGGAGAAGAGGAUUGAAGAAUCUUCUGAGACCUGUGAAAAGAAGUCUGACAUUGUGCUUCUUCUGGGGCAAAAACAGGCACUUGAAGAGUUGAAACAGUCAGUCCAGCAGUUGAGAUGCACUGAGGCAAAGUGUGCAGCACAGAAAGAAUUAUUGGAGCAAAAAGUACAAGAAAAUGAUGGGAAAGAACCGCCUCCUGUGGUGAAUUACGAAGAAGAUGCGCGAUCGGUCACAUCAAUGGAACGAAAGGAGAGGCUAUCCAAAUUUGAAUCUAUUCGUCAUUCAAUUGCUGGAAUAAUUAGGUCUCCAAAAUCGGUACUGGGCUCAUCAGCACUCUCUGACAUGAUCUCUAUGAGUGAGAAGCCCCUGGCGGAACACGACUGGUACCAUGGUGCAAUCCCUAGGAUAGAGGCCCAAGAGCUUCUGAGGCAGCAAGGAGACUUCCUGGUACGCGAGAGCCAUGGGAAGCCUGGUGAAUAUGUCCUUUCCGUGUACUCAGAUGGCCAGAGGAGGCACUUCAUCAUCCAGUUUGUCGAUAAUCUGUAUCGAUUUGAGGGCACGGGGUUUUCAAAUAUCCCUCAGCUUAUAGAUCACCACUUCUCAACAAAACAAGUCAUCACCAAGAAGUCUGGGGUGGUUCUUCUCAAUCCUAUUCCUAAGGAUAAGAAAUGGAUUCUCAAUCAUGAAGAUGUUUCAUUGGGAGCACUACUGGGAAAGGGGAAUUUUGGUGAAGUAUAUAAGGGCACACUGAAGGAUAAAACCGCUGUCGCUGUUAAAACAUGCAAGGAAGAUCUUCCUCAGGAACUAAAAAUAAAGUUUCUACAGGAAGCCAAAAUUCUCAAGCAAUAUGAUCACCCCAAUAUUGUCAAACUUAUAGGCGUGUGCACACAAAGACAGCCUGUCUACAUCAUUAUGGAACUGGUCCCAGGAGGUGAUUUCCUGUCCUUUCUGAGGAAGAGGAAGGAUGAACUGAAGCUCAAGCAGCUCGUGAGGUUUUCCUUGGAUGUCGCUGCUGGCAUGUUGUAUCUGGAGAGCAAAAACUGUAUACACAGGGACCUGGCUGCAAGAAACUGCCUGGUAGGUGAAAAUAAUAUUCUGAAAAUCAGUGAUUUUGGAAUGUCUCGGCAAGAAGACGGCGGAGUAUAUUCAUCUUCUGGCUUGAAGCAGAUUCCGAUUAAAUGGACAGCACCCGAGGCUCUUAAUUAUGGGAGAUACAGCUCUGAAAGUGACGUGUGGAGUUUUGGCGUCCUCCUGUGGGAGACCUUCAGCCUCGGAGUCUGUCCGUACCCUGGAAUGACGAACCAGCAGGCCCGGGAACAGGUGGAAAGAGGAUACCGGAUGUCGGCCCCACAGAACUGUCCAGAAGAGAUUUUUAAAAUCAUGAUGAAGUGUUGGGAUUAUAAGCCUGAGAACCGCCCUAAAUUCAGCGACCUUCACAAAGAGCUCACUGCCAUCAAGAAGAAAAUCACAUAGUGCCAGCAAGGGCCAGAUUCCACCUAUGGGACUCUGUCCUCAGCCACCCUGACUUUAUACCACCUUACUACAGCCAUCUUUGAAGGUUAUGUUUUUUAUUAACUGGGUUUUUAAAAGUCUGUUCCACUUUAAAUAUGUUAAAGGCAAAUUUAUUCAAAAAUAAACAGUCCUACCCAGGGCCGUCUUAGCUAACCACAGAACCCUACUGUUUGAGGCCACUGCCCAGAGAAAAGCACAGGCCUAACUGAGAAGAUAAAAGGCCCGUGUUUUCCUGCCUAGGACCAUUGAUGUCCCUCCAAGGUCUUCUCCUUGAGGCACAGCCCAUGGGCUUCUGCCGCAGGCCCUCCUCAGUCGGUGCUAUAAACAGCGUUGGUAGCGCACGCUCGCAGGAUGCCUUCCCACCACAGUGGGCUUUCUCCUCUGCCAAGGCAAGAUUGUAUCUAUAAAUAUAAUCAUAUAUUGGGAAUUACUUGGACCUCCUAGGGUUUUUCUUUUCUUUCCUGUCAGAACAAGCCCAGUGAGAACAUCCCACCCCUGUGUUAUUUUGUCUUUUACCUCCUCAGUCUAGGCUGCAGAAAGUAGUGCGUGGAAAAUUCCCAGAGAGCACACAGGAUGGAGGCAGCUGCUUCUGCAGGAGACUGCAGAAGACAGGGAUGGCAAGAGACAUGUGUGACCAGGAUGGCAGGCUGGGAAAAUAGCAACUAGCCGGUGCUCAACAGGGAGAAGACAAAACAGCCGGCCUUCCUUCCAGAUUUGCACCUUUAUAAUACACUGUGUCUGUGGUCUGAAUUUCCUAACAAGGUCUAAGAAAUGUUUCAGGAGCUCCUAGACUCCAGUGGAAGCUUUCUUAGAGAUACUGAAGUCCACGGAAGGAGAAGCAUAAUAAUAACCGUGUCUUCAUCCUAGGGGACAGUCCCAGAAUGGAGUUCCUUUUCUUUGUACCAGUUUCUGAACCUUCAGAACCCAUGGUUCAUAUGCACAGACACCUACUGAAGAGUACUGUGGCUAGGAAUGAAAUAGAUGGGUCAGAAAUCAAGGACUUUUAAUGAAGAAAAGCCCUAGGGAUGCCCACACUUCCGUCUCCUCUUUGCCCUAAAGGCAGUGCCGGGAAACCUUCCUGAUAGCUCACAGGUAUGCAAGCAGGCUCAUCAUUAAAGGUGUCUCUGGCCUAUCAAGUAUACAGCAGUUAAAACUAGGAUUUGGUUGAACUGAAUCUCAGCUGUGUCCAGGGAACUGCCCCAUGAUCUAUCCACAGUUGUCUCAGGAUCAGUGUGUCUGGGAGGUGCUCUCACUCAGGGGAAGAUGUGGUGCAGAAGUCUUCACUAAGCCCUCACCUUAGGGGUUCCUUGGCCUGUGUUGAAGAGCUUGUGAGAUGAGAAGUCUCUCCCUUCCCUUCCGGGCAGCGUAGAGCGUAGAGCAGACUCUAACUUCCAGAGGAGACCACUGCAGAGGAGUGUGACCAUACCCGUCAUUCCAGCCUCCUCACUCACUUUCUACACAUUUAAAACUCAUACACGCAGACUAGAGUAAAGGCCGUGUGCGCCUGCCCACAGCAGUACACUGCAGACUAGAGUAGAGGCCAUGUGCGGCUGCCCACAGCAGUACACUGCAGACUAGAGUAGAGGCCAUGUGCGGCUGCCCACAGAAGUACACUGCCCCACACAGAGCAGGCCUGGCACAGCACGGCGCUCCCACAGGUCAGACACUGCUAAAGCAGAGCUAGCUUUUAAUGGCACCCACCAUGGAAACCCAAGCACAGAGUCCAGAAUUCAGAGUUGGCGAUGUGCUCUCCAGGCCUAUGCCGGCCCUCAGAAGGAGAUAAGAUGUUCCCUUUCAGGAUUUCCAAGUCAAUCUGCCUAUAAUACAAUGUUUGUCUGUGAAAAAGAAAGAAGCAUCUCUCAGCAUUGCUCUCCCAGCCAGGGAAAGGAGACUGGCUUGGCUCUAACUCUGUGAACAAGACCAGAAGCUUAAUCCUUGCAUUCUGCUGGAAAGAGAACAUGGAGUUGAUAAUUUCACUCAUCUAGGCUGUUGGGAUUUGCAAUUCACAUCAUAACUCUUUGCUUAAAUUAAAAAAGCUUUUCAAAACAUCUUGACAUCUGCAGCAUUUAAAUUCUAUUUUAUUCUUUGUUCCAGAACAGGCAGAGGUACAGUUUAAGAUUAACUCAUUGGGAGCCUUUCAGGAUCAUGUCAGUCGUAUAGAAUAUUAAACUUAACAUAGGCACAUGCAUUAAGAAAAGCUUAUGCAAAACAUUCUUACUGUUAAUUUUGUUAUGCUGGAAGCAUAAUUUAUUCAUCCCUUCUGUCACUGAUAAUUAUUGGAAUUAUGUACUUUAGGAGGCUAAUCCAUACCCAAAAAGUGCACAUAUAAAUACAGUUCUGAUUUGCAAGUUGAUUUAGGGAAAAGAGGCUGUAGACAUGCACAAAAUUCUAGGAUUUGUCUCGUUAAAUAAUAAUAGUAAACAAUGCUGCCCAAAAUUUCCACUAGUGUGGAUACGCUUGAGCAUGGCCACAAGCCUUUAUUUUACUAAUGGAUUAUCCAAGAGUUGCUGAUAGCCCUGCUCAUAGCUACACUCGGCACUCCCUCAGUGUGGCCGUCAGGGCAUGAAGGAGAAGGCCGUAAACCCGAGCAGGCUGACUUUCCGUCUGCCGUUUCCUACCUUGAAUCACAAGAAGCCUUCAUUAGAAACGAGUGGUUCACUGUUUUUUAAAGAAGGGAACUUUUCUGCCAUCCUUGUAUGUCCUGUGUGACCUAAGCUUUUUUCUCAAAGCCACUUUUUUUUUUUAGGAAAACCAUAAGAGAUUGUGACGCUUUCUUUCAGCCCCUCCCGCUACAAGGUCCUCAGGGACAUGUGCCAUGUGAUUUCUUCCUCCUUUUUCCAAGACAACACGGACAGUAGAGUUAGUUCCCCGUCACAGCGGGCACCUCACAGACAUCAGUACAGCCCGGAGUCAGCAGUGGGCAUCUCACAGGCGGUUCCACCGCAUGGUUGUUUGGGAAACAGAAUUUCUUAUAACUGAGAUUGUAUUAGUUUCCUUCUGAGCCCCAUUUCUGUUUCGUAGCCCCCCUGACCAGCUCUACAGUGCUGGGACCAAGACUGUUGUUAAGCAAGCAUUUUGGUUGCAAUAUGUGCUGCACCCUGGGACUCAGGGAGCGAGCAAACCGGCUGCAGGCACAGAUCUGUGGAGUGUGUCAUGGUCAGAGGAGUGUGAGGCAUAGCCCUUCAUGGUCCAUGCUGUCAUCCUAAUGUACCGUGUGUCCUUGAGGCAAGAGAGUGACAUCUGAAAGGGGCUGUCGGCCUGAGCCUUCUUCCUCCUGUCACGCCGUCGACAUCCUCCAUGCCUCUUGAUAGCAGGUGCGAUUGUCACAGAAGAUCCAAGCCCUCAUACAAACUAGCACCAGAACUGAAAGAGCUGCAGAGAUGCUUUAUGUGCCAUUAUCAUCAGUAGAGGGGAUCAAAGCUUUCAUAUGACAUGAAAUCCAUCUUAAAGCGGCAUGAGAGUUUACUAUUAAAAUUAUUACCUCUUAUUAACUGAUUUACUCUAAAUAUCACGAUUUUAAAUUAGAUUUUUUUUUUACAUUAUAUUUUUCUGGACUUACUAGUUUCGUGUCAAGUGUGACUGUGUACUAUGUAUCACUCAUUUCUGUAUAAGAAACUGAUUGAAAAGCGAGCAAGCUCACCCUGCAAGGAGUUACUGAUACAGACUUAAGCUCCCGUAAAAUGUCCCUUUGAAAGUCAUAUUCUGAUACAGAUGGUCAAUCAACUAUAUAUAUCACUGCCCUAAGUCAGUUUGAGAAAUGUACUGUCACCCCCACAAACCACCCCACUGCCCUCUACUAAUUCAAAGAUUAAAUUCAGGACUGGCAUUAGAACCACUCUAUCCUGACAGGCAUGAAGAUUCUGGGACAGCAGGGGAAAACCUGCUAUGACAUUCUUCAUUCCUUUUCAGUGCCCAAGAGCAAUGAGCAGGGCGCAGCAGGUCUGCCAGUGAGCUGCCUAGGCAUGCAGGGAGGCAAAACAGAAAAGAACCAGUUCCCUGGAGCAGCGGGAGAAAGUGGACGAGACUGAUAAUACCCCUUGAAGCCUGAGGAAACCACCAGGUGUCAAACCAUUCCCACAAAACCCAGAACAGAUCAACAGCCCCAAAGCUGCAAAAGAGCCAGGGCCACUCCCUGCAGCAGGAACUGCUUGGCGUGCCGCCCAGAGCUGACACUGGGCCAGGUGACAUUCCAAGUGGUCCCCUGUGCUGGGUCCUGAGGGACAGGAGCCAAAGCCUCUACAUUUGUACUAGUUAUCAAUGCUCAAACAUCCGUGGCGAAGGCCACGGGUUCUUCACAUCUUAUUAGAUAGCUUUUUUAUGCAGUAGAAGCUAAUUCCUAAAUGAGAACAUGCUCACGUCAUCUUGUGACACCUUUGACCACUAGUAAGUAACUCCGUGGUUCCUGGAGUUUCCUGCUAUACUAUGCUAUAUGAAGGGAAACAAAGCAGCCAGGGAAGCUGGAAAAGUACCUUUGUUUUGUUGACUUUACACUAGUAACAAUUAAGGGAAGGAGAAAAAUAAAAACAUUCUGAGGCCAAGCACAGUGCAGUGGGGUAAGGGAGUGAGCAUCCAGCAAAGGCAUCUGGGAAGACAGAGGGCAGUGAAAACAUCAGAGAGACCCACUGAAAUGCCCAGAGACCAGGCAGCAGGGAACCCGCCUCCUAAUGGACAGUCCCAAACAUAACACCCCUUCAGCCUCUAGAACUGUUUCUCCAAGGGCUUCAGUAGACUCUCUGGUCUGUCUUAUGCCCCAGCCCCACCCCCAGGUCUCAGGAAGUAGCUGCUUUCCCUGCAAAGCUACAGAGGUGGGCGUUGAGCCCAUUUUCUAAGCAUGGGGAAUCUGAGUUACAGCACAUACAGCUCAGUGUGGGGUCUACAGGAAACUGUCAGAUGUCUCUGGGUUUCACUUUAGUAAAAGAAAACUGUAACACGGCAGGUUUAGCUUCCUUACUUGUAAGAAUCCUCAAGCAGGAAUAUCUACUGAGAUCUCUCAUUGAACUUCAGGAUUAUGUGCCCAAACAUCUGUUUAGCCAGUAAGAUGCAGGUGUUCCACAGAGGCCUGGAGUGCCGGGCGACAGCAAAAGACCUGCCACGGAGUGUUUUCCCUCCCUCCUGCCAUGCCAGGCCCAGGAAGGCUAAGAGCUGCAGCUUUCAGUACUCGGUUUUGACUGCUGGCUACUAUCCUUCCUCAUCUUCGGCUUUGCAAUGUUUCUCUUUACCAGAACAGAGAAGCCUUAAUUGUUGGUUUAUAAACCCAAGAGUUCUCAGGGCUUCCCUGCCUUACAGGAAGUGCAGGCCUCUUUUGACAAGGCCAAGCACACAGUGAGCCUAUGAGAGGAGGCGACCUGUGGAGAUGGCAUCUUUAGGCGGCAGGUAUGCUGUAUGAGCAGCCUUAUCGGCAAAGGCUUGGGAACUUUUUCUAAGGACAUUAAGUCCACUGUGGGCAUGUCCAGUUUCCUUAUUGUCUUGAGCUAGCAAGCUGACUCCCUGCCCCCAAAGAAAUAGUGGGACAGAAUACUCCACAGCAAUGCCCUGAACAUCCACACGCUACUCCAGGCUAAUUCUCUUGGUGUCCUCUAAAUCCUCUUAAGAGCAAUAGCUAAGUUAUUCAAGUUACAUCAUGUUAAGUGGUCUUCCAAAGCUUCAACUAAGAGGGCACGGUGAGGGUUCAGAGUAAGCCAGUAUGCCUUACUAGAUACCCCAGAACACUGUACGAAGACAUCAGUUCUCCUCGUAGCUGCCCAGAGUACCUCCUUUCCUGUCUGUUAGGGAUUUCUAUAGCAUCAGAUAAGUAGGCUGUAAAUGCCACCCAGCAGAUGCUAGACUGGCCCCGUAAGAAGCCAGGUGUCUGCCUGUAACCCAACAGAACCCCAUAAGAGACACGCCUCAGUCACCUGUGAGCGUAGCAAGAACCCAAGAAUGAAAAGAGAAGUUGCCCGUGAAGUCCCCAUUCCUAUUUUCCUCAUGGGGCACUUGUCAAAUCACCCUGAGGUGUUCGAGUUUCCUGACAAUCACUGCAGGGCAGUGAGCCCCUGUGUUCAAACCCUUAGGGGCUAAGAGGACUCAGAUAGCUGUUGUUACUGAUACUCUGUGUUGGCUCACCAUUCCAUGCCUUUUCUUUUCUAAGGGAUUUCCUCUUACAAAGAAUUUGGUGGGGAAAACUUGCUUGCCAGCUCCUCAGAUAAUGCUGUACUUGUUAGCGUGUAUAAACACAGUAGCAGGCACCCAGCUUGAUCCUCACCCAGAGCACAGAGGGCUGUGGUAAAUCAGCCACGGGGUGCUGCGGGGCCUGUCCCAUGCUAGCUGUGAUCGCUCUCCUUUAACAGCAAUCAGAAGAGCAACACGAAGCUCAGCACAGUUCCACCGUGAGAGAAUUUCCCAUCACUCCUCAGACCCUGGGCCUCGCAUAGACACAGUACCCAGGAUGUGGACACAUCCCAAAGGAGCUCGCUUUUUAUUUACUGUCAAUGGGAUGGUUUCCUCCAGCUUCAACAGGCUACUAUAGGUAAGCUUCACAACCAAGUGGCUCUGAGCAUCAAAUCAAACAUAAAAGAAGCUCAUUUAGUUCAAAUUCAGGGUCAGAGUGGCCAGAGACACAAAACACCCUUUGUCUGCUGGAAUUUCACUUCAUUAACACAGUGUCUGUUGCUCCGCUGUCCUUGUGGGCACAGUUCUUGUGGAACAGCUUCAUCCUCCUUCAUAGACCACCAAGACUGCCUGCCAAAUCAGCUUCUUGUGUCAAACACCUCUAGAUGUUUAACUGCCCAUAGGUUUUAGGUUUGUGUUUCAGUGUGUAAAGGAUUGAGCAACUGGGGACAGCGGAGAUGAAUGCUGUUGACAUUGAGCCAUAGUUUGUGUCUGAGUUUUUUAGUCUGAUCCGAGUGCUUUGGUAAGUUCUCUAGAAUUCCAGAAUUCUCCAAAAGCAUAACUAUGCAACCACAUCAAGUUUAAAGAGAAUACAAGAGAAUGAAAGUUAGCAUCAGAGACACACAAAUACUCUGACUUCUUCAGGAAUCCAAGCAAACUGAGCACAAAAAGAAAACCCAUCACACUCAAUGGGUGCCCAGGCCAUGCAACUACUGUGGGCUUUCAACCUCCUCCCCCAUUUUCCCAGCACAGGAGCACAGAGAGCAGGAGCAGAAAUACAGUUUCCUGAGUUGCGUUCUCUGCUUGUUACUUGGAGAUGAACUCAGUGUUGAGAGAGCAGGGCUGCCCUCAGCUACCUGCUGUCUAAGUGUCCCAUCUGCAAGCGUCAUUGUGAACCAAGCACCCCUGCCUUGUGGUCGGUUCGCAGUUUUCUUGGGUGCCAGUGUAUGGCCAUUUUAAUACCAGGUUAAAGCACCUUUAAUCUCUUUUUUGUUUAAAAAUAAUAUAUUUGUGAAGUGGAUAAAAGAAACACUGGAAAUAGGGUGCUUCUGAAAAUAUCAAGUAUAAAACAUGUUCAGGGUCCACAGUGGCUUUUCUGGCUUUGUAAACAAUUCUGAAAGUGGACGACAGCCACGCUUAUAGCAGUUGGUUGUCUGCCUUUGGUUGUUUGUAUCUCUGAUCUGUCUUUAACAUGUAUUUAUUUGUUACAUUUUGCAUUCAGAAGAAAUACACUUUGAAUUUUGGCUAACAUUACAGAAUGUUCUGAAAAUUGCCUUCUACAGUUUUAAAAACAGACUCACCAUUUUUGUAAAGUUGGGCCAUUUUGGGGGGAUAGCCUUCUUUUCUCCUGCCAGAGACCAGUUCCCAUCCAUUGGUCUGCAGGGCCUUUUCACUGUGUUCUUGUAAUAAUGUAAAAUAUU
This is a messenger RNA of Chionomys nivalis (European snow vole), 10544 nucleotides long. RefSeq names its product FER tyrosine kinase (gene Fer). The record is from RefSeq and is a predicted model, not a curated record. NCBI's taxonomy places the organism in Eukaryota, Metazoa, Chordata, Mammalia, Rodentia, Cricetidae. Gene Ontology annotation, molecular function: ATP binding; non-membrane spanning protein tyrosine kinase activity. The coding region runs from base 250 to 2718 and encodes 822 amino acids. Gene Ontology annotation, biological process: peptidyl-tyrosine phosphorylation; cell adhesion; chemotaxis. The transcript has 20 exons.